This is a messenger RNA of Tripterygium wilfordii, 1834 nucleotides long. RefSeq lists its product as uncharacterized. The transcript has a single exon. NCBI's taxonomy places the organism in Eukaryota, Viridiplantae, Streptophyta, Magnoliopsida, Celastrales, Celastraceae. Bases 187 to 1482 code for a protein of 431 amino acids. The record is from RefSeq and is a predicted model, not a curated record.
UCUGCCUUGCUUUUGCAUUGACUUCAAUUCCCUUGCUUUAUGUAUAAAAUAUCUGCUUUAACAUGCUCUCUCUCACUCCCACUGUCUCUCCUCCUCCAUCUCUAUUAUAAAUUAGAUCCAAUCCAUGCAAAGUUUAGAUCUUUGAAGACACCAGCUCUUUCUUAGAUCUGCCUAGAUUUCACAAAAAUGGCUCCACUCUUGUCCUCCUGUCUCAGAAAGGUACUUUUGCUUUAUCUUGUUCUGGUUCUGUUUACUUCUGUUCUUCUUCUUUCUGUCUCCUCAGAGUCUCAGAUUCAAAGCCAAUCAGAGUCUCUUGGUAGGAGAAGAAUGUUAGAAGACAAGCAGCCUAAGAGUAGUACUAAAACCACCAAUUUGUCCACCAAGAACCAAACCAAGCUCUUGAAACCCAAUUUGUCCUCCAAGAACCAAACCAAACUCUUCAAGGCCAAUUUGUCUGCCAAGAACCAAACCAAGCCGACAAAGCCCACAAACUCUACCAAAACAACAAUAUCCAUUGAUUCCAUUCCCAAGUCUGAAUUGAAGAAGUUGAAUUCCACAUCAAAAGCCUCAAACUUUACCAAAUCCAGUUCUUCACUCUCCACCAAGAAAUCUCCAGAUCUAACCAAAUUAAGCACACCCAAUUCAAAAAAACCAAAACCCACUUCCACAAAACAGAGCCAAACCAGUAUUGACAAGAAACUAAUUGACCCAGAUUCCCAGAAAGCAAAGAAGAAUCAACAAAAACAGACCCAACCCAGUUGGCUUGACCAGGAAGAAGAUGCUGAUUUGCUUUCAGAAUUCAGAGAUCUACCCACCAGACUUCAUCGAACACUCCUACCAGACCUGGAGAGAAUCUCAACAACAUCAAAAGCUUACCUAACGAAAGCCAACAAAGAAAUCUCAAAGAAUUUCAAACCAUAUGUUGGUAAUGAAUACGCACCCACAAUUGCCUCAUUUGUGUCUUUUGCUUUCAUUAUAAUCCCUCUGCUUCUGGUUUCUCUCCUUGUCAAUAGAAUCAAAGCUUAUUUUUCUCUCCAAAAGAUCCUGAUUUUCAUUCAAGUUUAUCUCUCAAUCUACUUCUCCAUCCUCUGUCUCUCUUCUCUAGUCACUGGACUUGAGCCUCUCAAGUAUUUCUACGCUACGGCGCGGUCCACUUACGUCUGUUUACAAGUUCUGCAAACGCUAGCGUAUGUUCUGUAUCUGUUGUUGCUGCUGAUGUAUCUGGUUUUGGUUUUUUCGACUGAAUGUGGGCUGGGCUCGAGGAUGCUGGGCCUGGGCCAAGCCUUCGUGGGCUAUGCAGUUGGGCUUCAUUAUUACGUGUCGGUGUUUCAUAGUGCUGUCUUGCGUCAACCACCGAAGACGAAUUGGAAGAUUCAUGGGAUUUACGCCACGUGUUUUCUUGUUAUUUGCCUGCUUGCGAGAGCUGAUAGGAGAAAGAAAUCUUAUUUAGAAGAAGGUGGUGAGGAAGGUAAACAGAAUUAAUGCAUCAUUGAUUGGCAUCUCUUUUUUUGCUUUGUUUUGAUUGUGGGGAUCUCUCCAAGGUAAAGUUCUUUGGAUCCACCCGACAGAGUAAACCCUAAGAACCGUGCAUCGUAUUUCCGAAAGUUCUCUAUACGGGAUCAUAUGGUAUUUUUGGCAUUUUAUCAACAUUAGUGUCUUUUGGGAAAAAAAAAAUGAUUUGUAUUGGCAACGUAAUACCAUUGGACAAGGUACCAUGGUGUUGCUCUUCAAGAUUAGGAGAAGUUGCAAGUAAUUUUGAAUUAUUUGUAUUUGUUAUUAUCAACAUAAAUGGAAAGGUAAUAAAGGGUUGAAAAUAUUGUUCAAUAUUUCUUUA